AUGAGUGAAGAGCAUAUGUUAGAAUCCUUCCCAUCCUCAGGACGUGCGGAUGGGGAUAUCGAGGAACCGGACGACUUUGCACGCCCACAUCGCAGACCACCCAAUGCACUCCUCUAUGCUAUCUUUGUCGGGUGUUUCAUCGCCAGUGCGGACGAGGCGCUGAUGAUUUCGACCUACACCUCAAUCGCCUCCGAGUUCCAGCAGCUCACCCUGGGAUCCUGGCUAUUAGUCGCGUACAAUUGCGGAAGUUGUGUUGCAUGCCCUGUGAUUGGCGCUCUGUGUGACAUUUACGGUCGCAAGAAGACACUGUUGGGCUCGUAUGGUGUUUUCAUUACCGGUAGCUUUCUAUGCGGUGUCAGCAGCUCUCUGGUUACGUUAGCCGGGUCGAGGGUGAUUGCUGGCGUGGGCGGCGCUGGAAUGGUCGCAAUGACCUCCGUCAUAAUCACAGAUUUGAUCCCACCACAUGAGGUGGCAUUGUAUGACGGCUAUUCGAGUAGUAUCAAUAUGCUUGGCCGCAGCAUCGGUCCUCCCCUCGGUGGGUUUCUGACGCAGACAGUCGGCUGGCGAUUGUCGUUUUUGGGUCAGAUCCCCUUCGCCGUGUUGUGUCUUACUGUGCACCAAGAGCCCAAGGAGUCACACAGAAAGGACAUUGAUUUCCCUGGUAUGCUGAUCCUGACAUUUAUGAUUGUGGCUUUGAGCGCUCUGGUAGAGUAUGUGACUGCGCCUGAUGCAGAGGGUCAGAAUGCACUGGUCAUUUUCUUUCUCUUGGUGGCUACCCUAGUCGCCGGUGUUGGGUUCGCUAUUGUGGAGGGAUUCUACGCAACGAAUCCGCUGCUACCGGUGCAUCUAAUGAAAGGACCCUUCGGGGCUUGGUGUCUGAUGGAGCUUCUGAUUUACAUUGGGCGUGGCGCGCUCCUGACGCACCUGACUCCGUAUCUCAUUCGUGUAGAGGGCUGGAGCGAUGCUUGGGCAUCUUUUGCGUUUGUUGGAAAUGUCCUGGGUAUCGCAUCUGGAGGACUUGCGGCUGGAUACGCGAUAAAACGAUACAAGCGAUAUCGCAAACUCGGGAUAGUCUCUCACGCUCUCACCACUCUUGCCUAUCUUCUCAUUCUUAUUGGGUGGCGCAAUGGCAGCACGAUCUGGCAAGCCGGUCUGCCCUCACUGCUGGGUCUGGGAACCGGGCUCAUGUACACCGUCAAUUUCAUCGGCUUGACCACCACCUCGCCGAAAGAAAGCAUGCCCGCGUGUAUUGGUACGAUUGAACUUUGUGAGUCGCUCGGGUUUAUUGUGGGUCCUGCCAUUAGCACUGCAAUGAUCCAGAAGGUCUUUGCACAUAAUCUUGCGAUGACCAUGCCUAAGGUACCAGGCCUGUCCGAAACAAUCCAUCGCAUUCUCAAUGACGCGCGCCUUUCCUUUACCCUUGGCGAUACCAUCCAGCAGAUCGUGCGGACCAGCUACCUGCAGGCUUUCCAAUAUGUACCACUCUUGGCCACUGUUUGUAGCGGAACAGCGUUGGCUAUGUUCAUGCGCACCAACACUGGCGACCUGGUGGAAUAA
Molecule: messenger RNA, 1557 nt
Organism: Aspergillus japonicus CBS 114.51
Lineage: Eukaryota; Fungi; Ascomycota; Eurotiomycetes; Eurotiales; Aspergillaceae
Product: MFS transporter
Exons: 11
Coding region: 1-1557 (518 amino acids)
Biological process (GO): basic amino acid transport; transmembrane transport
Cellular component (GO): fungal-type vacuole membrane
Molecular function (GO): basic amino acid transmembrane transporter activity
Source: RefSeq, a predicted model, not a curated record